Molecule: messenger RNA, 3339 nt
Organism: Ctenocephalides felis (cat flea)
Lineage: Eukaryota; Metazoa; Arthropoda; Insecta; Siphonaptera; Pulicidae
Product: synaptic vesicle glycoprotein 2B-like
Exons: 12
Coding region: 324-2654 (776 amino acids)
Biological process (GO): transmembrane transport
Cellular component (GO): membrane
Molecular function (GO): transmembrane transporter activity
Source: RefSeq, a predicted model, not a curated record
GACCCAAUAUCAAAUUCGCGCCGUUGGCGGGCCAUCAAGCGCUUCAGAAUUAUCGUAAUUGUCGAAUAAAAUAUAUACUUUAUAAUACAUUCACAUAUUGUAUAUUAAUAGUUUUAAUUUUAAAUUUAUUACUAAAUAGUUUUAAUUUUUAAUAAGUGGUGAUACAAGAUUUAGAUAAGAGCCCGAUCGUCCCGGCCGGUGAUAACAGCGCAACGCCCAGCAGAGACUUAGCAUCGAGCGCCCUCGUCGGUUCUCAACCCCUGGCCAAAUCGAAUUCAUUCCGAACGCAGGAGACAGCCACUCUCAACCCUAUUCGGCAUAGGAUGGUACAGACUGACCCUGGGCCCAGGCGUUUGCUUAACAGUGACGUUAAAGACGACCAACCACAGUCAACGAAUGAUGAAAUAAGCCCAUCCACAACUGCUCCAAGUUCAAACGUGAAUGAAAGCAAUGGAAACCUCACCGAAUCACAACCCUUAAGCCAAAAUACUUCAACAAAUACUCCAUUAGAAACAUCAAAUACCUCACUAGCAGAAAGCAGCAGUACCAAGUCAGCUGCAGACGUUAAUAAUAGUAAACAAAACACGGAUACUCAAAGUAAAGAUGGCCUGAGUCCUUUACUAAAAAGGGAUUUGACGGCGUCAACAAAAUUCCUAAAGAAUAUUAGUCAGUUAGAAUUGAAAGGUCAGGAUGAUGGAGAAGAUAAAAAUGAGUUGAAGGACCAGACGGAGGUCAGUCAACAUGACUUGACUGACUUGACUAGUCAAAAAACAUUGACUGAUCCGACAACAUUGGUUACUAGAGCUAAUGACAACAGUAGCAAAAAAAGUUCAUUAAAGCUCAAAAAUGGUGGUUCCGUUAAUUCAGACAAAAGGGGUAAAAAUGACCCAGAAAAGGGUCAAAGCGAUCCGUCCAAGAAAAUUGCGGCGGAUUUUGAAACAGCCAUAGAUAUGACUGGAUAUGGAAAAUUCCAUUACGCCCUGCUGGCGGUUUGUGGUUUUGUAUCCACGAGUGAAGAAAUGGACGUAAUCUCAAUGUCAUUUAUUCUACCAUCAGCCCAAUGCGAUUUGAAAUUAAAUACGCACACUAAGGGUUGGUUGAAUAGUAUCAUAUUUAUAGGUAUGAUGUUUGGUGCCUAUCUGUGGGGCUCCCUAGCAGACAGCGUAGGACGCAAAAGGGUCCUCAUAGCAAUUUCGUUCAUGAACGCCCUUUGCAUAGUAGCCAGUUCAUUUUCACAAUCUUAUGGACUAUUUAUGUUAUUCAGAUUUCUAAACGGAGCUGCUUUAGGAGGAAGCGGUCCUGUAAUUUGGUCAUAUUUCGCCGAAUUUCAACCAAAAGCAAAAAGAGGUUCAAUGCUUAGUUCAAUGGCAGCCUUUUGGACCUUGGGUAAUCUUUGUGUAGCAGGUUUGGCUUGGGCCGUUAUACCCCAAGCCAGUUUAGGAUAUCACGGAAUCCAUUUCACAUAUAACUCAUGGCGCAUAUUUUUGUCAUUGUGUGCUGUUCCAUCAUUAAUUGUAGCCGUGCUGCUGUUCUUUCUGCCGGAGUCUCCAAAAUUUCUCUUGGCCAGAGGUAAACAAGAAGAAGCCCUGGAAAUAUUCAGAGGCAUUUUCCACACAAACACUGGAAAGCCGCGCGAUCAGUUUCCAGUUUGCGAAUUGAUACCCGAUGAACCAUCGCCCGGCCAAACGCCGCAACAGCGAUCGCUCACGAACUUGUUCCAACAUAACGACGCCCAAGAAACGAAUAAUCAAAUUAAAUCAAGCGGAGAUUUAAUUAAAUCAGCAUCGAAAGAAAAUGUUAUCAUGUAUUUGGAUGCUAAGAAGCAGGAAAACGUUGAAAUUUCUUACAACUCCGAUAAAAUGAAGAUCGGAAAAAAUAAAAGGAAAGGAAAGUAUAGUCGGAUGUUGUCAGACAUGGCUGAGAACAGCAAGCAGUUGUUCAGACCGCCAAUUUUAAGAUUCACAUUGAUAUCGAUAACGAUCAACUUCACGUUUCACAUCGGUUACUAUGGUCUGAUGAUGUGGUUCCCAGAGCUCUUCAACCGUUUCGACGAAUACACACGCCACCAUUUAACUGACGGAAACGAAGUAACAGCCAAUGUUUGCGAAGUAACCAACUUUGUAGUUUCACGUCAUUUGGAUCAACACCAUGACGACUUUGGAGUCACCAAGGGGGCCUCCGGCCCAGUCUGCGACGACGUCAUUCCUGCUGCUGUGUUCCUGGAGUCCCUCAUAACUGUCGCAGCAGCCAUUCCCAGUAAUAUAAUUGCAGUCAUAGGAAUGGAUAGACUUGGCAGAAAAUUCUUCUUAGUUUUCAGUACUUUUACAUCAGGAGUGUGUGCAGCCUGCAUGUUCUUUGUUUACAAUAAACGUCACAAUUUAAUCGUGUCUGCAGUCUUCAGCUCUGUUAUAUCUUGUGGAAAUGCAGCGUUGGACUGUCUUAUCACCGAGGUGUUUCCAACAAAUUUGAGGGCUACUGGUGUGGCAAUAUCUAUGGUAGCUGCUCGACUUGGAGGCAUAAUUGGCAAUGUGGUAAUUGCAACUUUAUUAGACAUGUAUUGUCCAGCCCCGACAUUUAUUGUAGCACUACUAUUGGCUGGAGGUGGUCUGAUGUGUCUAUUUUUGCCUAACACGACCAGGGAACCACUUUCAUAAGAAAAUCUCAUCGUAUAACAGUCGGGCGAUAUAAUAAAUAUAUUUAUUCUUCUGCUCCAUCCCAAAAACUUGAUUUUGAAAUUUAAAUACUUAUAAAAUAAUGAGUCUUUUCUUAUAAAAAUGUAUAUAAAUAAUUAUCCUAAAGUCGUUCAUUAAUUAUUUCAUUAAUGAUGACUUCGUUAUUAAUUAAUAACUAAAAAUUAAUAAAACAAAAAAAAAAAAUAUAUAUAUAUAUGCCACAUCUGUAAAUGAAAACGAAUUAUAAUAUAACAUAAGAUAUCUUAAAAAAAAACACUAAAAUUUUUUAUAUUUAUAAAAUUUAAAUUAAUAAAUUCCUUCAUAUUAAUUCCAUUAAAUCGUCUAAGUCUUCUCAAUAGUUUAGUAUAUAAUAUGUGAAUGUAUUAUAAAUAUGUAUUUUAUUCAUAAGGCAACAACUAAAGGCGUCUUUAUAAUAUACCUAAAAAAAAUACAAAAAUAUAAAAAUACUUGCCAAGUAAUAUUUUAAUAAGUAAUAAGAUAAGUGGGAAUAAAAAAUAUUUGUGUUAAUGGUUUAAAAUUUUGGUUAUUCACAUAAUUUUAGAAUUGAUUCAUGUUGAAUGUAUGAUGUAAAAUUUCCCUUUAAUUUAAGAAUAAUAGUUCUUUAUUUGUUUAAUUUCAAUGUAGUUGAUGAAAUAAAUUAAAAAUG